Messenger RNA from Naegleria fowleri, 921 nucleotides. RefSeq lists its product as uncharacterized. The record is from RefSeq and is a predicted model, not a curated record. NCBI's taxonomy places the organism in Eukaryota, Heterolobosea, Eutetramitea, Acrasida, Naegleriidae. The coding region runs from base 1 to 921 and encodes 306 amino acids. The transcript has a single exon.
AUGUCAUUGAAAAACAAAUCAUCUUCCUCUUUGAAACAACAACAAACAUCCUCAAAAUCAACGUUGAAUCAUCAUUCUUCCAGAAACCAUUCAACACCAACACCCUCAUCGAAAUCCUCAUCUUCUUCUUCAACACCAAACUCCUCAUCGUCAUUAAAAAACACCUCUCUCCUUUCCGAUCCUUUUCUUCAGACCUGUUCCAUGACCAAACAAAGUGCUUGUUGCAUUCUCAUUCCUUCAUCAUCAUCGUCAACCAAUGAUAAUGACUCAACGAAUACAUCUUGUUCUCUCUUGUUUGAUCACAUUCAACAUCUUCGACAGGAAUGGGACAAGAGUUUCUCUCGAUGGGAACCUCAUCUCAAUCUCUUGUAUCCCUUUAUUCAUAAAAAGAAUUUCUUUCGAGCAAAACAAUGUAUUGAACAAGCCAUUCAAGAGCAUUCGAUUGAAAAAUUUAGAGUCGAUUUUCCACCUCAUCAUGUCUAUUGUCGAGAAUUUUCAAAAUUUGUCAUGACAAGUCCGUGUGAACAAGCUCAAUUAGAACAAUUUCAAAAAAUCUAUCGAGUGUUGAAGGAAAUAUUUCCACAAUGUUCGUCAACUGGUAGUUCUCUUCAAGAGCAUGCAUCCACUGGUCGUUCAUUGUCCUCUUCUUCUUCUUCAUCAAAAGAAGAAGAAGAAGGCAAUCAUGAAGAAUUUCAUCCUCAUUUAACUUUGGGACAAUUAUCAAAUUCAAAUUUAGCCAAUGUGAAAUCAAAGCAUGCACGAAAAGCGACUUCUCAGAAUUCUGAUGACAACGAGAAUGAAUUUGAAAAAUUGAAACAAGCUUGGAUGGGAGGAUCGUUUGAGGCGACGGAAAUUGUGUUCUUGUGGAGAGAAAAUGUCGAAGAUCCGUUUCAUGUGGCUGAAAGAAUUUCACUUUUGUGA